Homarus americanus (American lobster) is the source of this 597-nucleotide messenger RNA. Its product is annotated as circumsporozoite protein-like. The transcript is spliced from 2 exons. Lineage: Eukaryota; Metazoa; Arthropoda; Malacostraca; Decapoda; Nephropidae. Bases 1 to 597 code for a protein of 198 amino acids. The record is from RefSeq and is a predicted model, not a curated record.
AUGAUAGGGAAAGUGGAGCUCCCAGGGGCGAUGAAAACCCCAGACACCGUACCAAGGGUCCCCAGGGGCCCUAUGGCAUGCUUGAAAGGGAGCACUCUCAGGGGUCCUCCCAGGUACAGUGGCGCCCCCAGGAACAGCGGCGCCGCAGAGGCCCUCCCAGGGACGUCGGCGCCUCCAAGGGCCCUGCAAGGGACGGUGGCGCUAUUAGGGGCGCUGGCGCCCCCAGGGGUUCUCCCUGGGACAAUGUCACCCCCAGGGACCCCCAAGGAACGGCAGCGCCCUCAGGGGCCCUCCCAUAAACGGCAGCACCCUCGGGGCCCUCCCAGAAAUGGUGGCGACCCUAGGGGCCUCGCCAGAGGCGGUGGCACUCCCAGGAAGAGCGGCGCCCCCAUGGGCCUUCCCAAAGAUUGCGACGCUCCCAGUGGGCCUGGCAGGAGCGGUGGCUCCCCCAGGGGCCCUGCCAGGGGCGGUGGAGCCCCCUGGGUCUCUCCCAGUGACAGCAGCGCCCUAGGAGCCCUCCCAGCGACGGUAGCGCCUCCAUGGGCCCUGCCAGAGGCCUUGGCGCCCCCAGGAGCACUGCUAGAGGUGCUGGCAUAG